AUGGAAGAAACAGCUAACGAUCUUUUUAAAUUUACAAAGGUUUAUCCUGCUGAAAAAUUAAAGAGAUGCAAAAGUUUGCAAAAGCAAACUCUAAAAGAAGCACUAAAAAUUAAAAGAAUAGAUGAAUCUCCUAUAAAUGGACGAAUUUCAAGUACAAGAUCAAGCUCUCAGACAUCAUUUAAGAGAAAUUUGAUUCCAAAACUACCUCAAACACUUAAAAAUUCAACUUUAUCUAUUAAAAAGCCUUUAUCACUUCCUAAUACAGACAGAUCACACACAAGCACUCCUUCAUUAGUGCUCAAAUCGAAAAAUGGUAAUUCUCAUAUAAAUUUAUAUGAAAAAUUACGAUCAAUUAACAGCUUAACCCUCACAAAAGCCAAAGAAAAUUCUAACACUCAAUUUAAGACUUUCGGAAGCAAGCUAACUCUACAUCUAAGCUCCUUAAGGCCUAAAUUUCUUCACAAAGCUUCAUCAAAACUCCUUCUUUAUCCUCUUACCCAACCUUUUUUUGUAAAAAUUUUAUUACUGAAGAUUUAAAAAUAUUAAAAUAAGAUUGAUUAUAAUUUAUAUCCAAUAAAUUGCACACAAAAUAAUCAUUCUGAAAAAGUUAGUCAUCCGAAACACAUCUCCCACUUCACACAAACAGAUUUAAGUGAAGAAUUCAUAACUUUUUAA
Messenger RNA from Blepharisma stoltei, 675 nucleotides. Lineage: Eukaryota; Ciliophora; Heterotrichea; Heterotrichida; Blepharismidae. The record is from the annotation of a GenBank genome assembly.